GUUGUAAUAAUUAAGAAGGUCCAUGCAUCAACAUGAAAGUAGCUUAUAUAUUUGGUUAUAUUUGAUAAUUAACCAAAAAGAAACUAGCUAGCUAGGCAAAGAUGGAUGGUGGUGGUGACUCUGGUGAGUCCGGUGACCAAGUCAUUGUGUUUAUGGCUGACGGCCACACGCAAGGCGGCCAAUCCGUAGCCUCCGAUCAUUCCAACACCAACACUACCAACGUUGAUCGACGAGGUGAUCAUUUGAAGGCGAAGCCCUUACAAAGGGUACAAUCCACUAAUACUCUUAGAAAGAGAGCCACCUUACGCCGUCUUAGCUUCUCCAAACCCAAAUCUCGAAACCUCGAGUUCAACUUCCCUCCCAAAAAAAAUGUCACGACUGGUGAGUUUGAAAGAGAUCAGACGACUAUUUGGGAAGAAGAGGUAAGUAACAACUGUAACGGUAUUGGUAGUGACACGGACUUCUCCUCCUCUUCCUCGGAAGACGAGGAAGAGGAGGAGGAAGAAAAAAGUGGGGGUGGUAAUAAACAAUAUCACAAGAUUAAGAAAAAGAAGAGGAAGAUAAAGUGGAAGAGAGUGGGAGAGUGGUCAUUAUUUUUAGUUAUAUUGACUUGCUUGAUCCUUUCCUUGACGGUGGACACGCUCCGACACUACCCCGUGAUGGGCCUAGUGCCGUGGCAGUGGUGUUUGUUGGCGAUGGUGGUGUUUAGUGGCCGUCUUUGUUCCGGGUGGCUAGUGAGUUUCUUGGUGUUUUUGAUAGAGAGGAACUUUAUGUUAAGGGAGAAGGUGUUGUAUUUUGUGUAUGGGUUAAGGAAAAGUAUUCAAAGUUGUAUAUGGUUAGCACUUGUGUUAUUAGCUUGGACUUGUAUGUUCAAUGCUAAAGUGCACCAAAAUAAUAAGGUGGUGAAGAGGGUGUCACAAUUGCUAGUAGCAAUUCUAGUUGGAGCAAUCAUAUGGUUGGUCAAGAUUGUGUUGGUCAAGACUCUUGCCUCAUCUUUUCAUGUCCGAACUUACUUUGAUCGUAUGAAAGAAAGUGUCUUUCAUCACUACAUACUUGACACACUCUCAGGUCCGGCAAUGAAUGAACUACUAUGGGAAGAACAUAAACCAAUCCUUGGAUCAAAAUCUCUACCUACAAACUGGAAGGAUGCUAAGAACGCAAUUAGAUCAAAGAAAUAUGGAUCAAGGAAAUUAGACAUGGACAAGCUCAAGGAACUAAGUAUGGAAACUCCGGCGUCGAUUUGGAGUUUGAAGAGGUUGAUGAACUACAUUAGAUCUUCUAGUUUAUCCACAAUUUCAAAGAAUGUUGAUGAAUUUGGGAAAGCUGAAUCUGAGAUUACAAGUGAGUGGCAAGCUAGAACUACUGCCAAACGCAUCUUCAGAAACGUUGCUAAAUGUGGUGCCAAGUACGUUGAGGAGGAGGAUCUAUCAAGAUUCUUGAAGAGGAACGAGAUUCAUGCUAUAUUCCCCCUUUUUGAAGGAGCACUGGAGACCGGAAGAAUCACCAAGUCAUCCUUUAGAAAUUGGGUGGUACGGGCUUAUUUCGAGAGAAGGGCUCUAGCACAUUCUCUCAAUGACACCAAAACAGCGGUGCAACAACUACACAAGAUAGCUUCAGCACUUGUGAGUGUGAUAAUCUUUGUGGUGUUUCUCUUGCUAAUGGGAUUAGCAUCGCCGAGAGUGGUCGCCUUUGUCAUCACACAAAUGGUAGUCUUAGGCGUCAUCUUUCACAACACUUGUAAAACUAUCUUCGACUGCAUCAUUUUUGUCUUUGUCAUGCACCCUUUCGACAUAGGAGAUCGUUGUAAAGUUGAUGGUGUUCAGAUGAUUGUAGAAGAGAUGAACAUACUAACAACAGUUUUCCUGAGGUAUGACAUGGAGAAGAUAUACUAUCCAAAUUCAGCGCUAUUAACAAAGCCAAUCAGCAAUUUCUACAGAAGUCCCGAAAUGUGGGAUACAAUUCCUUUCACCAUAGACGCUUCCACUCCGAUUGAAACCAUAAAUGCACUCAAGAAGGCAACACAAAGCUAUAUUGACAGUAAGCCAAAUCAUUGGAAUUCAAAACAUAGUUUCAUAGUAAAAGACAUAGAAGAUCUGAACAAGAUGAAGAUGGGGUUAUCUGUGCAACACACAAUCAACCACCAAAACAUUGGAGAACGCAACAUUCGGUUAACCGAUCUCAUUUUAGAUCUGAAGAAAAACUUUGAGAGUCUUGGUAUCAAAUAUCACCUUCUUCCACAAGAGGUCCAUCUUACCCAGCUCAACAUCAACAAUUCGUCGUUGCCAACACCAUCUUAAUAUAGGAAUAAACAUUGAAAAUACAGAGUGUUUGCUAUGGUAUUCAUGUCCAAAUAUCACACUUUAGUUGGCUAUUUAAAGAAAAUUUUCCAUGUUUUUGGCCCAAA
This is a messenger RNA of Spinacia oleracea (spinach), 2404 nucleotides long. Its product is annotated as mechanosensitive ion channel protein 10. The transcript has 6 exons. Gene Ontology annotation, molecular function: mechanosensitive monoatomic ion channel activity. Gene Ontology annotation, cellular component: plasma membrane. Gene Ontology annotation, biological process: monoatomic anion transport; transmembrane transport; detection of mechanical stimulus. Bases 102 to 2297 code for a protein of 731 amino acids. The record is from RefSeq and is a predicted model, not a curated record. Lineage: Eukaryota; Viridiplantae; Streptophyta; Magnoliopsida; Caryophyllales; Amaranthaceae.